Prionailurus viverrinus (fishing cat) is the source of this 2555-nucleotide messenger RNA. RefSeq names its product integrator complex subunit 10 (gene INTS10). Lineage: Eukaryota; Metazoa; Chordata; Mammalia; Carnivora; Felidae. Gene Ontology annotation, biological process: snRNA processing. The record is from RefSeq and is a predicted model, not a curated record. The transcript is spliced from 18 exons. The coding region runs from base 106 to 2316 and encodes 736 amino acids. Gene Ontology annotation, cellular component: integrator complex.
CGCAGAAGCCUCCCCUGCGACGGCGGCGGCGGCGGCGGCGGCGGCGGCGUCUCCAGAGCCGGAAGGUACGGCCUGAGCGGCCGGCUGCCUGACGCCUCCUGGGUCAUGUCGGCCCAGGGGGACUGCGAGUUCCUGGUGCAGCGAGCCCGGGAACUGGUGCAGCAGGACCUGUGGGCAGCCAAGGCUUGGCUGAUCACAGCCCGCAGCCUCUACCCCGCCGACUUUAACAUCCAGUAUGAGAUGUACACCAUCGAGCGGAAUGCGGAGAGGACUGCCACCGCCGGGAGACUGCUGUACGACAUGUUUGUGAAUUUCCCAGAUCAGCCGGUGGUGUGGAGAGAAAUCAGCAUUAUUACAUCAGCAUUAAGGAAUGAUUCACAGGAUAAACAAACCCAAUUUUUAAGAAGUUUGUUUGAAACUCUCCCUGGUCGAGUCCAGUGCGAAAUGUUACUAAAGGUAACGGAACAAUGCUUCAACACAUUGGAACGAUCAGAAAUGUUGCUUCUGCUUUUGAGACGCUUCCCUGAAACAGUGGUACAGCAUGGGGUUGGCCUUGGGGAAGCACUAUUAGAGGCUGAAACUAUUGAAGAACAAGAAUCUCCUGUUAACUGCUUUAGAAAAUUAUUUGUUUGUGAUGUUCUUCCACUAAUAAUUAACAACCAUGAUGUUCGAUUGCCUGCCAAUUUAUUAUAUAAGUACUUGAACAAAGCAGCUGAAUUUUAUAUCAAUUACGUCACUAGGUCUACUCAGGUAGAGAGUCAGCACCAAGGUGCCCAAGAAUCAUCUGAUUUAAUGUCACCUAGCAAACGGAGCUCUCAGAAGUACAUAAUAGAAGGGCUGACUGAAAAAUCAUCCCAGAUUGUGGACCCUUGGGAGAGGUUGUUUAAGAUUUUAAAUGUUGUUGGAAUGAGAUGUGAAUGGCAGAUGGAUAAAGGAAGACGAAGCUAUGGUGAUAUUUUGCAUAGAAUGAAGGAUCUCUGCAGAUACAUGACCAACUUUGAUAAUGAAGCUCAUGCAAAAUAUAAAAACCAAGUGGUUUAUUCCACUAUGUUGGUCUUCUUUAAGAAUGCAUUCCAGUAUGUCAACAGCAUACAACCAUCUCUGUUCCAAGGUCCUAAUGCCCCAAGCCAAGUUCCACUGGUUCUUCUUGAGGAUGUAUCAAAUGUGUAUGGUGAUGUAGAAAUUGAUCGUAACAAACAUAUACAUAAAAAGAGGAAACUAGCUGAGGGAAGAGAAAAAACCAUGAGUUCGGAUGAUGAAGACUGUUCGGCAAAAGGAAGGAAUCGUCACAUUGUAGUCAAUAAAGCAGAGCUUGCUAACUCCAUUGAAGUUCUAGAAAGCUUUAAGCUGGCCAGGGAGAGCUGGGAGUUGCUCUACUCCCUAGAAUUCCUUGACAAGGAAUUUACAAGAAUUUGUUUGGCAUGGAAGACAGAUACUUGGCUUUGGUUAAGAAUCUUCCUCACUGAUAUGAUCAUCUAUCAGGGUCAAUAUAAAAAAGCAAUAGCCAGCCUGCAUCAUUUAGCAGCUCUCCAGGGAUCACUUCCGCAGCCACAGAUCACGGGACAGGGGACCCUGGAGCAUCAGCGAGCACUCAUCCAGCUAGCGACUUGCCACUUCGCUCUAGGAGAGUACAGAAUGACAUGUGAAAAAGUCCUUGAUUUGAUGUGCUACAUGGUACUCCCCAUUCAAGAUGGAGGCAAAUCACAGGAAGAACCCUCAAAAAUAAAGCCCAAAUUUAGAAAAGGUUCAGACCUGAAGCUUCUGCCUUGUACCAGUAAGGCCAUCAUGCCGUACUGCCUGCAUUUAAUGUUAGCUUGUUUUAAGCUGCGAGCUUUCACAGACAGCAGGGACGACAUGGCACUGGGGCAUGUGAUCGUCUUGCUUCAGCAAGAGUGGCCACGGGGAGAGAAUCUCUUCUUGAAAGCUGUCAAUAAGAUUUGCCAACAAGGAAAUUUCCAAUAUGAGAAUUUUUUCAAUUAUGUUACAAAUAUCGAUAUGCUGGAGGAAUUCGCCUACUUAAGAACUCAAGAAGGUGGGAAAAUCCAUCUGGAAUUACUACCCAAUCAAGGAAUGCUGAUCAAGCCUUCUAGCCCUCCCAUGGGGUUACUGCAGCAGGAAUUCUUACCUGUGCUUCAGCCCAGCAUACAGACUGCUGACAGGCACCACACGGUCACUCGGGGCAUCACCAAGGGCGUGAAGGAGGACUUCCGCCUGGCCAUGGAGCGUCAGGUGUCCCGCUGUGGCGAGAACUUGAUGGUGGUGCUACACAGGUUCUGCAUCAACGAGAAGAUCUUGCUCCUUCAGACUCUGGCCUGACCAGAGCCCUUUCCACCAGAGGAAGGCAGCUCAGAGCCGUGUGAUUUUUUUGUGAAGCGAUAAAGCAUUCAUAAAUGUUGCUGUUACAACUCUUAGAAAGAAGAAAACCAUCUGAGUUCUGACUCCUUGUUGCUUAAAAGUAGUUCCCAAGAGCCUGAGAAGCUAUUUCUAUUUUUAAGUCAUUUUUGUAAGUUUUGUAAAACAAAAGAACCUGUUUUGUAAAUAAAAGUCAUUCUAAA